Molecule: messenger RNA, 426 nt
Organism: Knipowitschia caucasica
Lineage: Eukaryota; Metazoa; Chordata; Actinopteri; Gobiiformes; Gobiidae
Source: the annotation of a GenBank genome assembly
AUGCAAUCUUCUACAACCGUCCGCGCGCCCGCGUCUCCUGACGACUCGGCGCCUGACUCCCCUUCCAUCCUCCUCCACAACAUCUCGCCUAUGGCCCCCAGCCCUCGUAAGAGCGUGCGUCUGGCUUCCAGGGACCCAGGGUCGGUGCGCGCCUACCUCGCAGCGCGGGGUGUCGUGCCCGGCCCCGACGCUACGUCUCUCCAGCUCCAGAGCCUCUUCGACCAGCUGUCAGCGGGCUCUACCUCGCCCCUCCGGGACUUGGUUCCCCCUCCCCGCAAACGUCAAUCCAAGACGAAGCACACUCAGGCGAAGCGCGCCUGCCUCCCGCGGCCUCCUCUCGCGGCCUCCUCUCGCGGAUUCCGGGCCUUCCCCUGGAUCCUCGGGCUCUUCUGCUGCGGCCUCCCGGGCUCCUCCACGCGCUCGUAG